AUGGUCGAAGGAUCACAUAAUACUAGUCCACGAAGUCCAGCUCCGCUCGUUCCGCCUGGUGCUUCUGGAUUAGGUUUUGGUGGCAGAAAGAGCGUGCGCGAAUUCCGAGGCGACCGCGAUCCUCCUAAGAACAUCCAAGGCCAAUUCUUUUGCAAUCAUAAUGACUGUAAGACUGCACCGCCUACCUUCCGUCGCCCCGGGGAAUGGAACAAACAUAUGGAUAAACACUAUCGGCCUUAUAAGUGCUACGAAUCCGGUUGCGAGAAGAUUCGGGGCUUUACCCACUCUGGCGGGCUCUGGCGCCACCGGCGUGAGGUCCAUAAGACCGACAAGACUGAGAAGCCUUUGUUGUGUCCCCAUCCCGAGUGUUACCGCAGCACCGGCAACGGAUUCACGCGCCAGGAAAAUCUUAGAGAACACCUGCGUCGUCGCCACGCGGCCACGGAGGAUGGUUCAGCAGUCCGCACCGACUGUCCCCCAGCUACUGCUCUCAAGCGCAAGCGCAAACAAGAUUCGCCCGACGAAGAGAAUCGUCAAGAUCUCCACAAGGAAGUCAAGCAGCUGCGCCGCGAGGCACAGCAGAUAAGUCGCCGCCUUGAGCAGCUGGAAAGCGAACUUGCCCUUCUCCAAAAGGGCAUCACCAAGCCACCCAUGCCCAAACACUUAGCACUCAGAGUCUUCCUCGCGUAA
Molecule: messenger RNA, 690 nt
Organism: Penicillium cataractarum
Lineage: Eukaryota; Fungi; Ascomycota; Eurotiomycetes; Eurotiales; Aspergillaceae
Exons: 3
Coding region: 1-690 (229 amino acids)
Biological process (GO): regulation of transcription by RNA polymerase II
Cellular component (GO): nucleus
Source: RefSeq, a predicted model, not a curated record